ACGAAUCAAAUAUACUGUGAAAGAAGGGAAUCAUAUAAAUUGAUGAAGAAUUAAUGUAGAUACAACCACCCAGUGCUCAAAUAAAUGAUGUGUUUCUUAACUAAACUGACAAAAAAAUUAAGGUGCAAAUAAAAAUACAGUUUCACCCCUUUUAGUCAUAUUUUUUGAGCUUAAGAACAUUCCCUAUGACUAUUGAUUGUUACAGACUUCUUCUGAGAGCAUGUGUUAAUCACAAACGUUAUUAUGAAGGCUUAGGCCAGGCUGAUUACAAAAAUAAAUACUAAUCAAAUAUACUGCAAAAAAAAAUGGAAUUAUGAAAACUGAUGAAGAAUGAAUGAAGUACUAAAAUAAAUAAAUGAAUAAAUAAUGUGUUAACUAAACUGUCCAUGAAAUUUAAGAACAUUCUCUAUGACUAUUGAUUGCACCAGACUUCUUCUAAAAGCAUGUGUUAGUCACAAACAUUAUUAUCAAGGCUUAGGUCAGGCUGAUUACAAAAAUAAAUACGAAUCAAAUAUACUGCGAAAGAAGGGAAUCAUAUAAAUUGAUGAAGAAUGAAUGUAGAUACAACUACCCAGUGCUCACAUAAGUGAUGUGUUUCUUAACUAAACCGUCAAAAAAAUUAAGGUGCAAAUAAAAAUACAGUUUCACCCCUUUUAGUCAUAUUUUUUUGCGCUUAAGAACAUUCUCUAUGACUUGAUUGUUACAGACUUCUUCUGAGAGCAUGUGUUAAUCACAAACGUUAUCAAGGCUCAGGCCAGGCUGAUUACAAAAAUAAAUACUAAUCAAAUAUACUGAAAAAAAAAAGGGAAUCAUAAAAACUGAUGAAGAAUGAAUGAAGUACUAAAAUAAAUACAUGAAUAAAUAAUGUGUUAAGUAAACUGUCCAUGAAAUGAAAGUGCAAAUGAAAAUACGGCUUAACCCCUUUAGUCAUAUUUUUUGCGCUUAAGAACAUUCUCUAUGACUAUUGAUUGCACCAGACUUCUUCUGAAAGCAUGUGUUAGUCACAAACAUUAUUAUAAAGGCUUAGGUCAGGUUGAUUACAAAAAUUAAUAUGAAUCAAAUAUACUGUGAAAGAAGGGAAUCAUAUAAAUUGAUGAAGAAUGAAUGUAGAUACAGCUACCCAGUGCUCAAAUAAAUAAUGUGUUUCUUAACUAAACCGACAAACAAAGUGCAAAUGAAAAUGCAGCUUCACCCCAUUUAGUCAUAUUUUUUGCGCUUAAGAACAUUCUCUAUGACUUGAUUGUUACAGACUUCUUCUGAGAGCACGUGUUAAUCACAAACAUUAUUAUGAAGGCUUAGGCCAGGCUGAUUACAAAAAUAAAUACUAAUCAAAUAUACUGCAAAAAAAAAUUGAAUUAUAAAAACUUAUGAAGUGAAGUGAAGUGAAUUAUAUUUAUAUAGCGCUUUUUCUCUAGUGACUCAAAGCGCUUUACAGAGUGAAACCCAAUAUCUAAGUUACAUUUAAACCAGUGUGGGUGGCACUGGGAGCAGGUGGGUAAAGUGUCUUGCCCAAGGACACAACAGCAGUGACUAGGUUGGCAGAAGCGGGAAUUGAACCUGCAACCCUCAAGUUGCUGGCACGGCCACUCUACCAACCGAGCUAAACCGCCCCAACUACAACUACCCAGUGCUCAAAUAAAUAAUGUGUUUCUUAACUAAACUGACAAAUUAAAGUGCAAAUGAAAAUGCAGCUUCAUCCCUUUUAGUCAUAUUUUUUGCGCUUAAGAACAUUCUCUAUGACUAUUGAUUGCUCCAGACUUCUUCUGAAAGUAUGUGUUAAUCACAAACGUUAUUAUCAAAGAUUACAAAAAUAAAUAAUAAUCAAAUAUAACUGUUAGAGUUUGUUGGUGACGAACCCCAAGAUGCAGAGAAGGAGGCAGGCAUUGCGUAAGAAAACAUGAUUGAAUUAAACACUAAAACAAGAACAAACCAAAAGGGUACCAACAAAAGGCGCACACGAGGCGGAUAAUAACAAACUUGGCUACGAACAAAAACACUUACUGUGACACGACGGAACUAUGGCAUGAGCAGAGUGAACUGAAGUAGACAAAGCUACAAGCGACAAGACAGGUAGUGGUGACAUCGACACAACAAUGACAAUAAUCCAGCAUCUGACUGGAGGACAAAACAGGUUCAAAUAGUGGCUGGCUGAUUGACACCAGGUGUGGCCAGGUGCCAAUCAACCACAGCUGAGGGGACAAAGCACUCAGGGAGACUAACAGGAAACAGAACCAAAAUAAGAGUGCUGACAAGAACUAAAUACAGGAAACAAAGACAAAUGCAGAGGAAAAACUAAGACAUAGACCAAACUGUCAGGGACAAGCCUGACUAACGCAAAAGAAGGGAAUCAUAAUAACUGAUGAAUGAAUUCAACUACCCAGUGCUAAAAUAAAUUACUAAAUAACGUCUUUCUUAACUAAACUCUCAAUAGAAUUAAAGUGCAAAUGAAAAUUCGGCUUCAUCGCUUUAGUCAUAUUUUUUUCGCUUGAGAAAAUUAUCCAUCGCUAUUGUUUCAGGCUUCUGCUAAAAAGCAUGUGUUAAUCACAAACAUGAUCAAGGCCUAGGUCAGGCUGAUUACAAAAAUGUAUACUAAUCGAAUAUACUGCAAAAGAAGGGAAUCAUAAAAACUGAUGUGGACGAAUGUGUGUUAAAAUGAAUUAUAAUUAAUGAAUAAUGUGUUAAUAAAGCUGUCAGUUAAAUUAAAAUGCCUAUGAAAAUACAGCUUCACAGCUUUAGUCAUAUUUUUUGCGCUUAAGAAAAUUCUCUAUGACUACUGAUUGCUCGAGAAGUCUUUUGAAAGCAUGUGUCAAUCACGCACAUUAUUUUAAAGGCUUAGGUCAGUCUGAUUACAAAUAUAAAUACUAAUCAACUCCACUGCAAAAUAAGGGAAUCAAAAAACGGGGAUAGGUUGAUUGGCAACACAAAAUUGCUCCUAGUGAGUGAAUGAGUGUGAAUGUUGUCUGUCCAUCUGUGUUGGCCUCGUGAUGAGGUGGCAACUUGUCCAGGGUGUACCCCGCCUUCCGCCCGAUUUUAGCUGAGACAGGCACCAGCGCCCCCCGCAACCCCAAACGGAAUAAGCGGUAGAAAAUGGAUGGAUGGAUACAAAUAAACGCACAUACAACUAUGCAGUGUUACAAUAAAUACAUUCUAACAAAAUGUAUGAAAAAUAAUACAUGUUUCUUAAACUCACUGAAAUUAAAUUGCAAAUAGAAAUACAGCUUCAACCCUUUAGUCAUAUUUUUGGCGCUUAAGAAAAUAAUCUAUGACUAUUGCACCAGACUUAUUCUGAAAGCAUGUGUUAAUCACAAACAUUAUUAUCAAGGCUUAGGUCAGGCUGAUUACAAAAAUAAUUUUAAUCAAAGUUUAUUUAUAUAGCCCUUAAUCACAAGUGUCUCAAAGGGCUGCACAAGCCACAACGACAUAAUCCCACUUACUAAUCAACUACACUGCAAAAGAGGGGAAUAAAAAACAAACUGAUUAUAAAUAAAUGCUGCGGUCCUACAAAAUAUACAUUCUAACUAAAUUAAUGAAAAAAUAUACGUUUGGUAAACUGUUAUUAAAGUGUGAAUGGAAAUACAGCUUCAUCACUGUAGUCAUAUUUUUUUGCGCUUAAGAAAAUGUUCUGACUAUAACUCCAAACUUCUCCAGUUUGAUAAGACACAUUGUGUUGGUACACAGACACCCUAGCUAGCUUUUAGUAUUAUAUUUUGGUAUAAUUCACUCAUAAAUACCGUCGAACGUGGCGGUUUUGGAAAGGCCGGAGCAAAAGCAGACUUCAGGGGUGGCGCAGCAGCUUGAGAAAAACAAACAAAAGCAUUCUUUUCAAGCUAACUUUGGGAAUGUUCAUAUUAUUUCAAGUGGAAACCAUUUUUGUUCAAGUCAACUGAGUUGAGUGGAAAAGAUUAUAAACUAACGGUGUAGGGAGGCUUUUAUUCUGACUACAUCCUGUUGAUUUUCACGUGAAUCCUACUUCAAGGAAAUGCAUUUGGACGUAAGACACCUAAAGCAAUGAAAGCUUCUUUUCAGAGGUGAAAUCAAUUGAAAGUUGGGACAGGGAGGCAGAAGGGGGGAGGAAUCAGAUUUACUUUUGGCUCCCACCCUUCCCCCAGUUGAGGGUCUUGACCUCCUGAUGGGGGGGAAGAUCUGUGUCAAGACAUGAAACGAACAAAUACUACAUCCGGAAAGUCGCAUCACCUAGGAAAAUAAAUGUAUACAACACUCAUUCUAGGUUUUCUUCCAUUAGUUUAUUUGGCCCUAUUUGUUUAUCGUACUACCAAAACCAGCGUAGAACUCUCCGGAUGUGACUAAAGCCAAGCAUUUUAAUACCUUGCAACCUUUAUUGUCUUAACUGCUACCGGAAGCGCUUUGGCACGUGACUGCCAGCUUGUCGCCAUCAAUGCAGGCUUGUGUGUCAUGAGUUUCGCCUGGGGUUCCGUCUUUAAAUGUCAUAAUGCGGCGAUACAUUCGUGCGCUGCUUAUGUGCACAGUGUUUGCCGUGUUUUCGGCAUUGUACGUUUAUAGCAAGCUGUUCGAAACGGACUUGUCGCCUGGGAAGAACGACGCGAGGAGCAUUUACGGCGCCCCGGGAAUCCCGGCACUUAGGGAGGGGGACCCGGACAAACCAGGGCAACGACGCUCACACCGACACAACAGGUACAUCAUGCGUCAGCGGGGUCAGCAGGAAGCCGGCACCCAGCACAGACCCCCCAUGCACCUGGCGGUGGUGGCCUGCGGAGAGCGCCUGGAGGAGACUCUCAAUAUGUUUAAGUCGGCCGUGCUUUUUAGCGUCAACCACCUCCAGCUGCACAUUUUUGCUGAGGAUCAGCUGCACGCCGGCUUCACGGAAGCUCUGGAAUCCUGGCCGGCUUUUAUACAGUCCAGGUUUAACUACACAGUCUACCCCAUCAGCUUCCCCAGCGAGAAUGCAGCCGAGUGGAAAAAACUCUUCAAACCCUGCGCUUCACAACGACUUUUUCUACCUAUCAUCCUGAAGGACGUUGACUCCCUGGUCUACGUGGACUCGGACAUCCUCUUCCUGCAGCCCGUAGACCGCCUGUGGUCUUUUCUGUCCCAGUUUGACGCCUUGCAGCUGGCCGCCAUGGCCCCGGAGCACGAAGAGCCCCGCAUCGCUUGGUACAACCGCUUCGCCCGGCACCCUUAUUACGGGAAAACGGGCAUCAACUCGGGGGUGAUGCUCAUGAACCUCACAAGGAUGAGGAACGUCUUUUUUAAAAAUGAUAUGACAUCGGUGGGGCUCCGAUGGGAGGAGCUUCUGUUGCCUUUACUUCAAAAAUACAAACUUAACAUAACAUGGGGAGACCAGGAUCUGCUUAAUAUCAUUUUCCACUAUAAUCCUGAGUUCUUGCUGGAGUACUCAUGCCAGUGGAACUACAGACCAGACCACUGCAUCUACGGCAGCAACUGUGCCACGGCCGAGGAAGCCGGCAUCUACAUUCUGCACGGAAACAGAGGUGUAUAUCACGACCACAAGCAACCCGCCUUCAGAUCGGUCUACGAUGCCAUACGCAAGUACUCGUUUGGCGCCGACCCCGUGACCUCCCUGCUGGCUCCCCUGGAGAAGCAACUUUUGAAGACGACUCACACCUACUGUGGUAAAUCCCACCGCCUUUUCACCAAGGCCUUGGUGCACAGUCUGGACAACAUCAACCGGAGGAGCCCGCUUGUACGGUGACACAAAAACCAUAUUUCAUCCAUUGUUUUAAACUUGAAUUGUAUUCUCUUCUACUCCUGUUAAUGACGUAAAGGAAAUUACCGUAUUUCCUUGAACUGCCGCCGGGGCGCUAAUUCAUUUAAAACCUCUUUUCAAACCCGCGUUUACCAAAGGCAUGUGGUAAAUUUAGGCCUGCGCUUAUAAAUUUGAGUGUGAUGUAAGGAUACCAUCAUGAAAAGCACAUUUUAAUAAAAAAAAGGUUAGUAUGGUCUUACCUUUACUUAUAAAUGAAGUCCGUGCGCAGCUCCUUCUGAUCAAAAGCAUCGAUAACUUGUUUAUAGAAGUCUUCCUUAUCUUUCUUCAGUUUUAAAAGUCUCUCUGUCUCGAUGGAGAUCUUCCUUUAUUACCUCCUGCUACGAUUGAAAAUGAUGACAGGUGAAGUGUCACUCGUGACGUGACGAGUUUGACCUGGCGGAAAUUCUAGGCAUGUGCUAAAAAAUUAGCGCAUGCUUAGCAUUACCGCCGGCUCAGGAUUAACGCCGGGUCAAACUCGUUUUGCAAAAUAUUCUUUUUGUUAGCGCAUGCCUAGAAUUUCCGCCGGGUCAAACUCGUCACGUCAUUUUGUUAAAUGUGAUUUUCAUAAUGUUAUCCUUACAUCACACUCAAAUUUUAUAAGCGCAGGCCUAAAUUUACCGCAUGCCUUUGGUAAGCGCCAGAGGGAAGUAAGGUGUGCAACUCCAUCAUCAAAAGCAUAUUUAAUAAAAAGAAGGUUAUUAUGUUCUUACCUUUACUUAUAAAUGAAGUCCAUGCGCAGCUCCUUUUGAUCAAAAGCAUGGAUAACUUGUUUGUAGAAGUCUUCCUUAUCUUUCUUCAGUUUUAAAAGUCUCUCUGUCUCGAUGGAGAUCUUCCUUUAUUACCUCCUGCUUCCAUUGAAAAUUAUGACAGGUGAAGUGUCACUCGUGACGUGACGAGUUUGACCCAGCGGAAAUUCUAGGCAUGCGCUAAUAAAAAUAAUAUUUUGCGAAACGAGUUUGACCCGGCGUUAAUCCUGAGCCGGCGGUAAUGCUAAGCAUGCGCUAAUUUUUUAGUAUAUGCCUAGGUAUAUGCCGGGUAAAACUUGUCACGUCAUUUUAUUAAAUGUGCUUUUCAUGAUGGUAUCCUUACAUCACUCUCAAAUUUAUAAGCGCAGGCCUAAAUUUACUGCAUGCCUUUGGUAAGCGCCGGAGGGAAGUCCAUGCGCAGCUCCUUCUGAUCAAAAGCAUCGAUAUAUAGAAGUCUUCCUUAUCUUUCUUCAGUUUUAAAAGUCUGUCUCGAUGGAGAUCUUCCUUUAUUACCUCCUGCUUCAAUUGAAAGUCCAGUUUAGAAAGCUGUUUUAUUUUAGAUAUGUAAUCCUCCAUGUUAAAAGUGCAAGCGAGAGGAAAAAAUAAACUCUUGCUGCUUGUUGUCACUUCUUCUGCAGCCGAGUAGUCGCAAGAAGGAUCACCACCAGGAGGCGGGAGUCAUUUAAUGACUCAUAUUUGACACACGCAGCUACGGUAUAUUAAUAAAACAUAGCUGCUUACUGUUCUUUUUAGCAUAUUCAAUAGCUUGGACCUUAAAUCCUACUGAAUAGCUCUUAGUCUUCUUCCCUUUAUGCGAUUUCAAAGGAUUGAAAUCAGCCUCCUCCAUUUUGAAAAUGAUGACAGACAGGUGAAGUGUCACUCGUGACGUGACGAGUUUGACCCGGCGGAAAUUCUAGACAUGCGGUAAUAAAAAUAAUAUUUUGCGAAAAGAGUUUGACCCGGCAGUAAUUCUAGCCAGGCGCAUACUAUAUACCCGGCGGCAAUUCAAGGAAAUACAGUAGUCACAAUGCAAAAAAAAAAAGAGAAUUACUUCACUUUCCAUAUUGGAGACAUAAAGUAGUGAAUGAUGCAUUUAAGUGCAUUAAAGAAGAAAAAAAGUGUGUUUUUUACUAGAAAUGUUACAAUGAUGGUACUGUGCUGCAAAAAAAUAAUCUCCAAGCCAAAGUUUGUUUUGUUACAUUACUGAAUGUAUUUUGAACACUAAAUGUUGACAUUUUGUUAUGAAUUUUUGCACUGUCAAGUUUUAUUGUGAUUAAUUGUGUGAUAUUUUAUAAAAGGAAAAAAACAAAAUAAACUGUCAUCUCUCUUUA
Molecule: messenger RNA, 7823 nt
Organism: Nerophis ophidion (straightnose pipefish)
Lineage: Eukaryota; Metazoa; Chordata; Actinopteri; Syngnathiformes; Syngnathidae
Gene: gxylt1b
Product: glucoside xylosyltransferase 1b
Exons: 7
Coding region: 4451-5692 (413 amino acids)
Biological process (GO): protein O-linked glycosylation via N-acetylgalactosamine
Molecular function (GO): UDP-xylosyltransferase activity
Source: RefSeq, a predicted model, not a curated record